GUUAUCAAAAUAUUUUAAUCACUUCUUCUUGUUAUAAUAAUAAUUUAUAUUCGAGAAGAAUUUGUAUAGUUUGCCAAAAAGUGAAAUGGCACCACCAUCACUAUCAUCAACCACCAUUGUUCCGCCAUUUGUCGGCCUCAUCGUGAGAGUUCUUACGUUGGUUUGCUUGUUGAUUUCACUCAUAGUGAUCGCCACCAACACUCAUACUACUAGUCUCAAUUUUGUUGAUAUCAAAACCAAGUCUACGGAUUUUUAUGCUUACAGAUACUUGAUUUCUAGUGUGGUAAUUGGAAUGGCAUAUACUCUUCUCCAAACUGCAUUUUCAAUUUUCUUUGUGACCACUGGAAAUCGACUAGGUGGUGAGGGUCUCUGUCUAUUUGACUUCUAUGGUGACAAGUUUAUUUCCUACUUCCUUGCAACUGGAGCAGCAGCAAGUUUUGGGAUGACACAAGAAUUGAAGAGAAUUUCAGAUCUUGAUAAAUUUCUUAACACUUCAAAUGCUGCAGCCAGUCUUUGCCUUUUUGGAUUCUUUUUUGCUGCUGCUUCAUCUAUUUUCUCUUCUUAUAAUCUUCCCAAAAGAGCUUGAUUUUAUUCAAAAAUAAAAAAUAAAAAAUAAUAAUUUAGUGGAUUGAUUUUUGAGAGAUUAUUUUGCCACAUUGGGUUAAGUAAUGUUGUGUUGAUUUGUAAUUUGUAUUUAAAUUGUAUCUAAUUGUUUAAGUAAAGUUUGUGGGAGUUUUAGGGUUUAAGUAAAGUUGGUAAAGUUUGUAUGAGUUUUAGGGUUGGUUUUUGUUUUCUUAUGUAAUUUUUGUUUUGAGAAUUGUCUUCAAUUUGGUAUUUUCAUGU
Molecule: messenger RNA, 843 nt
Organism: Solanum dulcamara
Lineage: Eukaryota; Viridiplantae; Streptophyta; Magnoliopsida; Solanales; Solanaceae
Product: CASP-like protein PIMP1
Exons: 3
Coding region: 86-586 (166 amino acids)
Source: RefSeq, a predicted model, not a curated record